Messenger RNA from Mesorhabditis spiculigera, 855 nucleotides. The record is from the annotation of a GenBank genome assembly. NCBI's taxonomy places the organism in Eukaryota, Metazoa, Nematoda, Chromadorea, Rhabditida, Rhabditidae.
AUGAUCAGCCCGAGCGUUGCGCUUCUUCUAUUGGCCAACGCCGUGCCACCAAUCGACAGCCGUUUGGCCGACGACAUAAUCCACUGCGACAAUCGGUGGUCGUACAUUGGCGGAAAGUGCUACAAGUUGCUCACAUGGACAAGUGGAUGGGAUCCGACAGUGUGCGCGAACGAGUACAACUCGAGUCUCACCUCGGCUGACGAUGACCCUACAGAACAAUACAUUGAUGAUUUUGAUGAAAUGCUUCGGAACUACUACGUGUAUUGCGCCGGGGAUGAGGACAACAGCAAGGAGGUGAUCAUCAACCUCAACAACGCCGGCGAAUUUCAGCCGGCAAAAAAGACCGUGGUGUGCCCGAAGGGCGAUCUGGAGACGAAGAUGCAAAUGUCACUGUGUGAGAUCGAUCUGAAACGCGUGCGCGUUGAUUUGUCGACGGACGAGCUGCGGGUGGCGUUGCGAAACGAGCCCUCGUUUGCACGGAUCAGAAUGAUGACGAUUGAAUUGGCAUUCCGUGAGCAACUCCAGUACAUCUGCUACUACGUUCUUGCUUUCCUGACCCUGACCGCCGGCGGCACCGCCUACUUUUUCUACCGCAACUGGCAAAACAGCCGCUACCUCAUCCGCGUCCAACGCGAGCUGAAGCGAGCGAUGGAAAACGUUGUGCAAAACGUGCAGCUCGUCGAGAUCAACGAGGAGAAUCGCCGUGGUUGCUUUGAGAGUGGCCUCGGGCUCGACUUUGAGAAGCUGCGCGACGAGUGGAAAGCUGAUCUGACCAUUGUGGAGCAGCAAUUCGCGGAAACGGGAUCCACGCUAUCGACCUCUGGAUCCGCGACAGAGCCCGUCAAGAAACCCUCC